CCCGCCCCAGCACUCCCUCUCUCUUCUCCACUAUGGACAGAGCCAUCGUGGAGCAGCUGCCUGGCCGCCACAGACCCCGCUGACAUGGGCACCGUCAGAGCCACACAGCUGUGCUGGGCCAUCCUCGGCAUCCUCCUACUCCAAGGCCACCACUCCCAGCCCAGGGCAAUCCAGACAUCUCACCCUCAGGGAAACUUUAGCAACCCAAGUCGGACCACAGAGCCACUUUCUUCCAACAUAGGAAAGAGUCUUUCCUCAGAUUCCAGCAGCCCAAGCUCUCUAGCCAGCACUAGGACCCAAGCAGCUCAGGACAAGGCCUCACAGGUCCUCAUGGUGACCAGUAAGCCUGUGACACCAAGCACCAGCACCGUGGACGGUCAGUCCCAGGCACAGACGUCCACAGCAGGACUUGACACUACUCCCAUAUCAACCACCAUGAGCCUGAGGACCAAAGAAGACUUGUCCGUCCUGCCCAGUCCCACAUCAGAGACGGUGCUCACUGUGGCUGCAUUUGGUGUUAUCAGCUUCAUUGUCAUCCUGGUGGUUGUGGUGAUCGUCUUAGUCAGUGUGGUCAGUCUAAGGUUUAAGUGUCGGAAGAACAAAGAGUCUGAAGAUCCCCAGAAGCCUGGGAGUUCGGGGAUAUCUGAAAGCUGCUCCACAGCCAAUGGAGAGAAAGACAGCAUCACCCUGAUCUCCAUGAAGAAUAUCAACAUGAAUAACAGCAAAGGAUAUCCCACAGCAGAGAAGGUUCUUUAGAAGCAAUGUCGGGUCCCCAUGGGUCCAAGGAUGAUCAAGCUGCCCCGUGACUAUAAAGAGGAAGGUGAUGGGAGUACUAGAGGCAUGAAUCACAUAUAAAUUAUUUUAUUAUUUCACACUUACUCCAAGAUCUAAAGGACACCAGCACUCCUCCGGAUCUAGGAGUAAGCUGCCAGGAUGAGAGACUCUUUCCCAUAUGGGCAGCCACUCUGGAAAUACAGCCUGCUCCUCCCACCCACUCACCGUCAAAGGAAGGGGGAGUCUGGAGGGCAAGGGCAAGGGCAAGGAAAAUGACAAAGUGGAGAGGCCCUUGCUACUUUGCAUUAAAAUUAUUUUCUGGCCAA
This is a messenger RNA of Neogale vison (American mink), 1100 nucleotides long. It is a transcript of the gene ECSCR, whose product is annotated as endothelial cell surface expressed chemotaxis and apoptosis regulator. Gene Ontology annotation, cellular component: cytosol; plasma membrane. The coding region runs from base 85 to 756 and encodes 223 amino acids. Lineage: Eukaryota; Metazoa; Chordata; Mammalia; Carnivora; Mustelidae. The record is from RefSeq and is a predicted model, not a curated record. The transcript has 10 exons. Gene Ontology annotation, biological process: positive regulation of endothelial cell apoptotic process; positive regulation of proteasomal protein catabolic process; negative regulation of angiogenesis.